Belonocnema kinseyi is the source of this 1620-nucleotide messenger RNA. RefSeq lists its product as uncharacterized. Gene Ontology annotation, molecular function: protein dimerization activity. The coding region runs from base 1 to 1620 and encodes 539 amino acids. The transcript has 6 exons. NCBI's taxonomy places the organism in Eukaryota, Metazoa, Arthropoda, Insecta, Hymenoptera, Cynipidae. The record is from RefSeq and is a predicted model, not a curated record.
AUGGUACACAGGAAUGAAAAAAGGGCUAGAAAGGCUGGAGUAAAACAUCCAGAACCACGACGCAAGGAGCGAGGCAGAAUAGCUGUGGAAAAUGUCCAUGUAGUCGAGGUAGCCAAUCUUGGAAUUAGUAACAACGAGAUUACCGGAAGUGAUUCGGUAUCAAGCGCUAGUGGUACCGGAAGUGGCGGUGUACCAGCGGGCUUUCCGUUUCAAGUAGGCUAUCGGGAGGCUGGUCAGGAUUAUACGCUUUACCUUUUGGGAAGUCGAGAAGAAGAACGCACAGAGUGGAUUCGAGCAAUUCGAACUGGCAUGGAGAUGAAAUCGGUUCAAAUUGGAGAUAGGCCUGUACCCGAAAGAAAGACAAUUGAAAAUCUAGCUAACAUCCUCAGGGUUCUCUGCUUAGAUUGGGAGCUGGAUAUCGCAAAUGUGAAGGCUAUUGUCACGGAUAAUGGGCCAAACGUUCUUGGAGCGUGUAAGCAAGUGUUAAGUGCUCAGAAACACAUCUCUUGUUUAGCUCACAAUUUAAAUCUAGCAGUUACGGAUGCGUUAGGUUUAUAUAAAACCAACAACCAGAUGGAUCAAGAAGAAGUACCGUUGCCCUUGCCUGUAUUUGAAGAUAACGAAGAUGAAGAGGACCAAAUAAUUCUAGAUGUAGACGUUGAAGAUACAGGGCUGAAAGAUGACUUACCUUCUUUCAAGAGAGUCGUCUCGAAAAUAAAGAAAAUUAUGACUGAGUGGAGGAAAGCUGAGGCAGAGUGCUUGAGACUAAUUCAAGAGAUUUGCACCAGGUGGAACUCAGUUUAUGAGAUGCUCGACAGAUUCCUCCUAUUGCGUGAACUCGUACAGCAAGUUCUUGCGAAAAUAACACGAGAGAAAACUAGCAAGGAAAAGCCACCACCAAUGAUUGCGGCAGAAGAGGAAGGAACUUGUGAGGGAGGUUCGGGAUCUUCUAAAACCAGCAUGGCAAGUCACAAAGGAGAUCUGCGCGGAGAAACUUUAAGAGAGUACAACGCAGUCCACCCAGUUGCUUUCAAUAUUAAGCACUCAUUACUCGCCGAAAUUGAAAAGCGAUUGGGCUUCAUGGAGAAACUGCCGAUGCCUGCUAAGGCCACCAUUCUCGACCCCAGAUUCAAGAAACUACACUUCACAGAUGCUGGAAAUUUCGCGAGAGCACUGUCAUCUAUUGAUAAGGAGUUAAAGGCGAAAAUUGCGGUGUCGGUGGAUGAGGAACGCGCCAGGAAAAUGCCACUGGAUCAGCCUGGAGAUAGCCAGGUGAACGACAUCUGGGUUCAUCACGAUGCCUUGCGUUCGCAACAGUUCCCCGAGGCGGACACUGAUACUGCUGGAGGCUUAUCUGUAGAGCUCCGACAGUACUUAAAUCAGCCAACCGGUCCUCGCUAUGUAAAUCCAUUCGAAGAAUGGAAUAACAUCAAGCAUGCGUAUCCAAAUUUGUAUAAGGUAACACUAGAGUAUUUGCCCAUUCUGGCAACUUCAGUGCCUUCCGAGAGGCUGUUUUCUAAAGCUAGUAAAAUUAUUACCAAGCUUAGAAACAGGCUCUCGGGAAAGCACUUAAACCAGCUAAUAUUUUUAGCGUCGCUGGACUUUGAAAUGUGGAAAUAA